AAAUCACCACCAUUUGCCGCCGCCCACCACCUUCCCCUUCCCUCUUUCUUCCGCUGUUCUUUACCAAAACUAUAAGAGUGCAAAGUACAGAGAAGCAAAAUGCUUCUCCGCCUAGCUCUGCUCCUGAUUCUUUUGGCUCCUUGCACUUUUUCCCUUAAUCAAGAGGGCCUCAUCCUCCAACAACUCAAGCUCGUUUUUGACGACCCGGAUAAUUUCUUCUCUGAUUGGAAUGACCGCGACAUCACUCCAUGCAAGUGGCGCGGUGUUACCUGCGACUCCCUGACUCACUCUGUUACUUCACUCGACUUCUCCAACGCCAAUCUUGCUGGCCCUUUCCGGCCCUCUUUACUCUGUCGAUUGCGAAACCUCACCUCCAUUUCUUUCUACAAUAAUUCCGUCAACUCUACCCUGCCCGAAGCCGACCUUCCCUUGUGCCGAACAAUUGUUCACCUCGACUUGGCUCAGAAUCUUUUAACUGGGAACCCGAGCUCCGUUGCCGAGCUUCCUAACCUCAAGUACCUUGAUUUGACUGGGAAUAACUUCUCCGGCGAGAUUCCGGGGAGCUUCGGAACUUUCCGGCAGCUGGAGGUGCUGGGGUUAGUUGAGAACUUGAUUGAAGGGGCAGUUCCAGCGUUCUUGGGGAACAUUUCAACUCUGAAGCAGCUCAACUUGUCUUACAAUCCAUUUUUCCCCGGCCGUAUCCCGCCGGAGCUCGGCAACUUGACGAAUCUAGAGACCCUUUGGCUCACUCAGUGUAACUUGAUUGGCGAAAUCCCUGACUCGCUCGGUCGACUGAGUCGACUCACCGAUUUGGACCUGGCGCUGAACGCGCUAGACGGGCCGAUUCCGAGUUCACUCACCGAGUUGACCAGCGUGGUUCAAAUCGAGCUCUACAACAACUCGUUAACGGGAGAGUUGCCCCCCAAUGGCUGGUCAAAGAUGACCGCCUUAAGGCGAGUAGACGCUUCAAUGAACGGGUUGACUGGGAUGAUUCCAACAGAGUUGUGUGAGUUGCCUCUCGAGUCCCUCAAUCUGUAUGAGAACUCCUUCGAAGGUGAAUUGCCAGAAAGCAUAGCAAAUUCGACAAAUUUGUACGAAUUGAGGAUAUUUCAGAACAACCUCAGUGGAGCUUUGCCUAAAGAUUUAGGUAAAAACUCGGCUUUAUUAUGGCUUGAUGUUUCAAGUAACAAUUUUUCCGGUGAAAUUCCCGCCAAUUUGUGUGAAAAGGGGGUUCUUCUGGAGCUUUUGAUGAUAGACAACUCAUUUUCUGGUGAAAUUCCGGCUAGUUUAGGCCAAUGCCAGAGCUUGAACCGUGUCAGAUUGGCUAACAAUAAUUUUUCCGGUGCCGUGCCGGAUGGGCUCUGGGGCCUUCCCCAUGUGUCUCUACUUGACCUCAAAAGCAACUCAUUUUCAGGCGGGAUUGCGAAAACUAUUGCCAGCGCGUCCAAUUUAUCGUCCUUAAUUUUAUCAAGUAACAAAUUUUCUGGAGACAUACCUGAGGAAAUUGGAUUUCUGGAGACUUUGUUGGAGUUUUCUGGCAAUGACAACGUAUUCUCGGGGUCUUUGCCCGGGAGUAUAGUGAAUCUUGGGCAAUUAGGAAGGCUUGAUCUUCAUGAUAAUGCACUGUCUGGUGAGCUGCCAAAAGGGAUUCAUUCUUGGAAAAAAUUGAAUGAGUUGAAUUUAGCUAAUAACGAUUUAUCUGGGAAUAUUCCUCCACCAAUUGGGAGCUUGUCUGUGUUGAACUAUCUUGACUUAUCAGGAAACAGGUUAACAGGAAAGAUUCCGAAUGAGUUGCAGAAUUUGAAGCUCAAUCAGCUUAAUCUCUCGAAUAAUCGACUUUCUGGGGAUAUUCCUCCACUUUAUGCUAAAGUCAUGUAUAGAAAUAGUUUCUUGGGCAAUCCUGGUUUGUGUGGAGACAUAGAUGGUCUAUGUGAUGGAAGAAGUGAUAGGAAUAAUGGUUAUGCUUGGUUAUUGAAGUCCAUUUUUGUCCUCGCUGGGGUGGUAUUAAUUAUGGGUGUGCUUUGGUUCUAUUGGAAGUACAGGAAUUUCAGGAAGGUGAAACUGGCUAUUGAUAAGUCCAAAUGGACCUUGAUGUCAUUUCACAAACUUGGGUUCAGUGAGUAUGAGAUAUUGGAUGCUCUCGAUGAGGAUAAUGUUAUUGGAAGUGGAUCUUCUGGUAAAGUGUACAAGGUUGGGCUCAGCAGUGGUGAGGCUGUUGCUGUGAAAAAGCUCUGGGCUAGCACCAAAAUUGCUGAUGAGAGUAGUGAUGUCGAGAAAUGUAAUGUUCAAGAUGAUGGAUUUGCAGCAGAGGUGGAGACUUUAGGAAAGAUUAGGCAUAAGAACAUUGUUAAGUUGUGGUGCUGUUGUACUACGAGGGACUGUAAACUCUUGGUUUAUGAGUACAUGCCUAAUGGUAGUUUGGGAGAUUUGCUUCACAGUAAUAAAAGUGGCUUGUUGGAUUGGCCAAUUAGGUAUAAGAUUGCCAUGGAUGCUGCUGAGGGGCUUGCUUAUUUGCAUCACGAUUGUGUUCCUCCUAUUGUCCAUAGGGAUGUGAAGUCCAACAAUAUAUUGUUGGAUGGAGACUUCGGAGCUCGUGUUGCAGAUUUUGGUGUGGCCAAGGUUGUCGAUACAAAUGGGAAGGGCACCAAGUCGAUGUCUGUCAUUGCCGGAUCUUGCGGCUAUAUCGCACCAGAAUAUGCAUAUACCCUGAGGGUGAAUGAGAAGAGUGAUAUAUACAGCUUUGGUGUGGUUAUACUAGAGUUGAUCACAGGGAGGCUCCCAGUUGAUCCCGAGUAUGGUGAGAAGGAUUUGGUUAAGUGGGUGUGCACCACUUUGGACCAAAAGGGCAUUGAUCAUGUAAUUGACACAAAACUGGAUUCUUGGUUCAAGGAAGAGAUAUGUAAAGUCCUCAAUGUAGGUCUCCUCUGCACCAGUCCCCUUCCUAUAAAUCGUCCUUCGAUGAGACGAGUGGUAAAAAUGUUGCAAGAAGUAGGAGGUGGAAACCAACUCAAAAAUGGUAGGACAAAAGAUGGCAAAUUGACGCCUUAUUACUAUGAAGAUGCCUCGGAUCAGGGAAGUGUAGCUUGAGGUGGUUUAUACAUUUGUUACAAGAGACUCAGAAACUGAAAUCAGAAGAAGAACCUUCCUCCUCUUCAUCAGCUAAAUAUAUGAUGCGAGUUUUUACAGGGUUGCUCAUGGUGUUUGUUUCCAAGAGGGACGAGGGUCCUGACUCCCAAGGAAUGGAGAUGAGGGCUGGAGGUGAAACGGGGAGGACUGAUGGGAAUUGUUGUUUUUUGCUCAAUGUAAAUUAAAACCCCGCCAAAGUUUUUGCUUCCAAGUUUGAAAAGUGAUCAACAUUCAAUUUUAUCUUGUUUAAGUUUGCUUACCUAAAUCACUGCGAUUUUUUGAUA
Molecule: messenger RNA, 3410 nt
Organism: Coffea eugenioides
Lineage: Eukaryota; Viridiplantae; Streptophyta; Magnoliopsida; Gentianales; Rubiaceae
Product: receptor-like protein kinase HSL1
Biological process (GO): protein phosphorylation
Molecular function (GO): protein kinase activity; receptor serine/threonine kinase binding; ATP binding
Source: RefSeq, a predicted model, not a curated record